CAGGUACAGUUAGGAUUAUUGUUGGCUCCACCCUUGCUGUCUUUCUAUGUGCCUCUGCAUGUUUGAUUUUGUUGUAUCUGAAAAGAAAACGCAAAUUGCGGACACCAACUGUAAAGUUUACAAAUAAAGCAUGCGAAGAAAAAAGCAAUAUUGGUGAUACAAACGAUCUGAAGAAAAACGCUAAUUACAUCAACAACACUUCGGAAAUUUGUUCUCGGACAAUAGCCAAGUCCGACCAUGACGAUAUUUAUGUUGAAAAUGCUGAAGGCGAGUACGACAUCUUACACAGUUCUCGUCAGAAAAAGUCCUCUGAUGACAAUCCUCAGUAUGACAGCACGAUAGGAUGGGAGAAUGUCUAUUCUUCUACAACACAGAAUAAUGCAAACCAUGGAAAUUGGGAUGAAAGUGAUUACAACACUAUGAAUGGCACACAGGAAAGGAAUUUGUCUGCAUGCCCAAACAAAAUUUACUAGAUUUAACUAUAGUGAAAAUUGUGAUAUUUUGAAUUACUAUUAACCUUACUCUGGAACUUUUUUUCAGAUUUCAAGCAUUUAAACUCCUACAUGUAAAUUUAAUGUACAUGAAACAGUGGUGUAAAAUUUAGAUAUAAAACAUAUGUAAUACUUCUAAUUAAUACAAAAAAAAUGUGCAUGCAGGAAUUUUAGAAAAUAAAAUAAAACAAUUUGAAACCUAUAGUAAAAAUACUUUGAUCAAUG
Molecule: messenger RNA, 716 nt
Organism: Saccostrea cuccullata (small rock oyster)
Lineage: Eukaryota; Metazoa; Mollusca; Bivalvia; Ostreida; Ostreidae
Exons: 2
Source: RefSeq, a predicted model, not a curated record